CUUUUGUCUGCAAAGCACAGAAAUGAAUGGCCUUGUGUGCGCGCGUGCACGUGAACUUUAGCAUCCAACAGCGCCUCCUGCUGUGUGUGCAAAAAACUAUGGUCACCAAUUUCAGAGCAACACCCGGAGCCCAAACAUUACGUAAGUUGAGGCUGCUGACGCGGGCUUUCCCUCUAAAGGCGCAUGCAUGAACUUUGCUUGGCAUCUCCUGAACGGCUCCAAACUGUCACGCCGCUCAGCUUCAUCAGCCUGCAGAAGAAGCUUUACCUCACAGCGUGUCAUGAUGUCCCGGCACAUUAACGCCAAAAGAAUCGCAGGCCUGGACAAGAACGUCUGGGUGGCGUUCACCUCAGUGGCGGCGGACCCAUCCAUCGUUAACCUUGGCCAAGGCUACCCAGACAUCCCCCCACCCUCAUAUGUUAAGGAGGCUCUGGCGAAGGCGGCGUCGGUGGACCGCAUGAAUCAGUAUACCAGAGGCUUUGGUCACCCAUCUCUGGUGAAAGCCCUUUCCCAGGUGUAUGGAAAGGUGUGCGGGCGUCAGAUCGACCCCUUCAAGGACAUCCUGGUGACGGUCGGGGGUUACGGUUCCCUGUUUAGCACCAUGCAGGCCCUGGUGGAGGAAGGAGACGAGGUCAUCAUAAUUGAGCCUUUCUUUGACUGCUAUGUACCCAUGGUGAGAAUGGCAGGAGGCCAGCCGGUGCUGAUACCUUUACGGCCUAAGCCUGGAAAGAUUCCAACCUCAAGCACCGACUGGUAUCUGGAUCCAGACGAGCUCUCCAGAAAGUUUAACUCGCGGACAAAGGCGAUCAUCAUCAAUACUCCCAACAAUCCCAUUGGGAAGGUUUUUACCAAAGACGAGCUGCAGGUGAUCGCAGACCUCUGCAUCAAACACGACACUCUGUGCUUCAGUGACGAGGUGUACGAGUGGCUGGUCUACAAAGGACACCAACACGUCAAAAUUGCCACUCUGCCUGGGAUGUGGGACAGAACCAUAACUAUUGGCAGUGCAGGAAAAACCUUCAGUGUCACUGGAUGGAAGCUCGGUUGGUCUAUUGGACCAGAGCAUUUGAUAAAACAUCUCCAGACCGUCAUGCAGAACUCCUUGUACACGUGUCCAACCCCUCUGCAGGAGGCCGUGGCUCAAGGUUUUCUCUUGAACUAUGAGAUGAUGGGUCGGCCCGAGUGUUACUUCUCUGCUCUUGCUGAAGAGCUUGAGGGAAAGAGGGACCGGCUGGCCGCCAUCCUGCUGGAGGCCGGGAUGACUCCGGUUGUCCCAGAGGGGGGGUACUUCAUGCUGGUGGACGUCACGCCUCUGGGUCAGGACUUGUCACUGAUGGCUGAAGAUGAAGCUUAUGACUACAAGUUUGUGAAGUGGAUGAUUAAGGAGAAGAAACUGGCAGCCAUUCCAGUCACUGCUUUUGUAGGAGAAGACUCCACGAAGCACUUUGAGAAAUACAUUCGCCUUUGUUUUAUUAAGCAAGACAGCACUCUGGAAGCAGCUGGAAACAUCCUGAGAAACUGGAGGAGAGUCUGAGGAGAAAUGUUGAGCUGAAGGAGUCCAGCUUUACUGCUGAGUAUCUGCAAAUCUGUUUUAUAAUCAAAAAAUUCAAAAUGACUUUUUAAAGCAUUUGACUUCAAAGGGAGGUGAACAGUGGGCUUGAUUUGAAAUGAGACUUUAAUCCAAAGUUGUUGGUCUUUUGAAAUCAAAUGCUGGUUUGAUCCCGAAAAGAUGAUCUGAUGGACAGAGUUGCUGUGUUCCAGCUGAUUGUCUCUGCUGGCAUUUAUUUAGAAAUGUUACAGAUGUUACUCAUCGUGGUUUUUCCAUGUUUGCUUCCUUUCCAGCACUUUUCAAUAAAACGAAAAUCAUUAAAAACUAAACAUCAUUUUAGAA
Messenger RNA from Oryzias latipes (Japanese medaka), 1891 nucleotides. RefSeq names its product kynurenine--oxoglutarate transaminase 3. The record is from RefSeq and is a predicted model, not a curated record. Gene Ontology annotation, cellular component: mitochondrion; cytoplasm. Gene Ontology annotation, molecular function: pyridoxal phosphate binding; L-kynurenine:2-oxoglutarate transaminase activity. Gene Ontology annotation, biological process: biosynthetic process. NCBI's taxonomy places the organism in Eukaryota, Metazoa, Chordata, Actinopteri, Beloniformes, Adrianichthyidae.